AUGAUGAAGAAAUGGCCGAUGGAACUUCACAAAUACUGUGUGGAUCUAUUCCGGACGACUCCUGAUUUGGAAAUGAUAAUGCAUUUGAGUGAUUCCUCGGAUCUUCAUGAGUCUCAAACUAUCAAGAAUUUGUAUUUACACAGUUCCUAUGAAUAUCUGGAUGCAAGGAUAGCAGAAGAGUUUUUAGAAAAGGCUAACAUCCAGAAUAGUCUUACUUUGAUCAAGCAAGACAUUGGAGGAUUUACAAUGAUUGUUUGUGGUGAUUUUCAAAAUGGAGAAGGAUUACUUGAUGGAAUUCAGACCAGUAGAUGGGAUCCGGAGAAGAGACCAGCUAGAUAUGUCUUAAAGCUUACCGGAAAACAGGCGUUUCAGCACCGGAACAUUCUGAAAGAAUACCAGUAA
Molecule: messenger RNA, 402 nt
Organism: Caenorhabditis briggsae
Lineage: Eukaryota; Metazoa; Nematoda; Chromadorea; Rhabditida; Rhabditidae
Exons: 3
Coding region: 1-402 (133 amino acids)
Source: RefSeq, a predicted model, not a curated record